AUGUCAGUCGCAAAAGAAUUCGAAGCAGCCAACGUCCCGUAUGCCGCAUCCUUCACCAAGGGUGAUCUUCAGCUUUCCCCACAACGCGGUGAUAGCAUGCAUGGAUGCCCGUCUCGGUACCUCACCUCCCUCCCACCUCUCCCCAGCAACGCAAUUGCCGAACCCCCUAACAUAACAGCAGACCCAGCUCAAGCCCUGGGCCUGAAAGAAGGCGAUGCCCACGUCAUCCGCAACGCGGGUGGUAGAGCAUCAGAUGCACUGCGCAGUGUCAUCAUCUCGCAGCAGCUUCUUGGGACUCGGGAGAUCGUCCUUGUGCACCAUACGGAUUGUGGGAUGCUUACGUUCACGGACACGGCGAUUCGGGGCAAGAUUCGGGAGGAGUUGGGGUCGAAUGGGGAUCAUAUUGCGUUUUUGCCUUUUGAUGAUUUGAGACAGAGUGUGUUGGAUGAUGUGAAGGUUUUGAGGGAUAGUCCGUUGGUCUUGGAUGUCCCUAUUACGGGUUAUUUGUAUGAGGUUGAGACGGGGAGGAUUGUUCGGAUUGGAGAUGAUUCGUGA
Molecule: messenger RNA, 555 nt
Organism: Penicillium nucicola
Lineage: Eukaryota; Fungi; Ascomycota; Eurotiomycetes; Eurotiales; Aspergillaceae
Product: beta-class carbonic anhydrase
Exons: 3
Coding region: 1-555 (184 amino acids)
Molecular function (GO): carbonate dehydratase activity; zinc ion binding
Source: RefSeq, a predicted model, not a curated record